Messenger RNA from Cricetulus griseus (Chinese hamster), 426 nucleotides. Lineage: Eukaryota; Metazoa; Chordata; Mammalia; Rodentia; Cricetidae. The record is from RefSeq and is a predicted model, not a curated record.
AUGGAAGGCCCCGGGAGGAGGUGGACAUUCAUUCACAGGGUGAAUUGGAAGGCGGGACCCGAGGGGGCAACCACACUGGUGGUAGCCUGGCGUCUCAAAGGGAAGUUGCUGCAACCCAUCUCCCAAGUUAAACCAUGUCCCCUUUUCCACCCUACAAAAGAAUUCCUGCUGUAUGGGAGCUUGGGGCUGGGAGGGCUCCUUCUCCUGCUUGUCACCAUCCUGUCCAUCUGCCUGUGCCGGAUCCAUCGGAGAGUGAAGAGACUGGAAAGGAAUAAGGGCCUGGUCCCAGGGCAGGAGCCCCACUAUGCAUCUCUGCAGAGGCUGCCAGUGUCCAGCAGUUAUGACACCGACAGAGGAGAAGGCGGAGGUGUGAAGGAGGAACCCAGCACUGACUAUGCCUGCAUUGCCAUGAGCAAACCCACCUGA